GCCUGGUCAAACUGGGUGUCCAUUGCAUCACUGGCCAGAAAGUGGCCAUCAAGAUCGUGAACCGGGAGAAACUGUCCGAAUCGGUGCUGAUGAAGGUGGAACGGGAGAUCGCCAUCCUCAAGCUCAUCGAGCAUCCUCACGUCCUCAAACUCCACGACGUCUACGAGAACAAGAAAUAUUUGUACUUGGUCCUGGAACACGUGUCAGGGGGGGAGCUCUUCGACUACCUGGUGAAGAAGGGCCGGCUCACCCCCAAAGAGGCGCGGAAGUUCUUCCGCCAGAUCGUUUCCGCCCUGGACUUCUGCCACAGCUACUCCAUCUGCCACAGGGACCUGAAGCCCGAGAACCUGCUUCUGGAUGAAGAAAACAACAUCCGGAUCGCAGACUUCGGCAUGGCCUCCUUGCAGGUGGGAGACAGCCUCUUGGAGACGAGCUGUGGGUCUCCCCACUACGCGUGCCCAGAAGUGAUCAAGGGGGAGAAGUACGACGGGCGGCGGGCCGACAUGUGGAGCUGCGGCGUCAUCCUCUUCGCGCUCCUCGUG
Gracilinanus agilis (Agile Gracile Mouse Opossum) is the source of this 542-nucleotide messenger RNA. RefSeq names its product serine/threonine-protein kinase BRSK1. Gene Ontology annotation, biological process: intracellular signal transduction; protein phosphorylation; microtubule cytoskeleton organization. The transcript has 6 exons. Gene Ontology annotation, cellular component: cytoplasm. Gene Ontology annotation, molecular function: tau-protein kinase activity; ATP binding; protein serine/threonine kinase activity. The annotation marks the transcript as partial. Lineage: Eukaryota; Metazoa; Chordata; Mammalia; Didelphimorphia; Didelphidae. The record is from RefSeq and is a predicted model, not a curated record.